AUGGUCUCUUUUGCUUUCUUCCAAAUCCAACCACUUCAGAGAUCAAACCAACCAAAUUCUCCUAUUUCCUUUUUCAAUGGUAAUAUUGCCCAGUACUGCUCUUUGCCAAAGAAGAAUAUGAUUAUUGCAUCAGAACUCUCUACAUCUGAGAGAGCUCCAUCUCCUCCAAAGCUUCCCAACAUAGGGUCUGAUAGAGAUACUAAUAGUGAAGGAUUAGGAAAAGGAGCUCUAGAAUUUUUAGAGUCAUUUCUUUCUUUCUUCUCCACCUCCCUGCUUUACUUCAUCAACCCUCCUCUACACCCUUCUGUUGAUCCCAAACAUGUCCUCACCGGAAACUUUGCUCAGGUGGAUGAGCUUCCUCCUAUCGACUGUCUGGUGGUGGAAGGAGAGCUUCCACAAUCCCUUAAUGGCACCUAUAUUCGAAAUGGUCCCAACCCUCUUCACCAACCCCGUGGUCCUCAUCACUUGUUUGAAGGUGAUGGCAUGCUACAUUCAAUUAGGUUAUCAGAUGGUCGAGCCACCUUCUGUAGUCGCUAUGUUAAGACUUAUAAGUAUGCUCUUGAGGACAAUGUUGGCUUCCCAAUAUUCCCCAAUAUAUUAUCAGGCUUCCAUAGUGUUGUUGAUUUAGGUCGUUGUGCCAUAGCUAUUGGGAGGGUUAUGAAGGGCCAGAUUGAUCUUAGGAAAGGUUUUGGUCUAGCCAACACUAGCCUUUCUCUCUUUUCAAAUAGGCUUUUCGCCCUUGGAGAAUCCGAUCUCCCAUAUUCAAUUCAUCUAAGUGAGGAGGGUGAUAUUGAGACAAUUGGGCGAUGUGAUUUUGAUGGGAAGGCAUUCAUAAACAUGACUGCUCACCCCAAGAUUGACCCCGAAACAGGUGAGACUUUUGCCUUCCGGUGCAGCCCAAUUCCUCCCUACAUCACCUUCUUUUCCAUUGAUAAGGAAGGCUCCAAACAGCAGGAUGUUCCCAUAUUCUCCAUGACCGAUCCCACUUUUGUCCAUGAUUUCUCCAUUACAAAACAAUAUAUAGUAUUCUCAGAGUCACAGAUAGAGAUGAACCCCUUAAGACUCAUGAUGUGUAAAGGAAUGCCAGUGAGUGCUGAGCUAGACAAGGUUCCGAGAAUUGGAGUGCUUCCACGGUAUGCAUCAACUGACUCCGAAAUCCGGUGGUUCGAGGCGCCUGGUUUUAAUGCAAUGCAUGCCAUCAAUGCAUGGGAAGAAGGGGAUGAAGAGAUCAUCCUGGUUGCACCCAAUGCCAUAUCCAUAGAGAACCUCUUUCACAGCAUAGAAAAGGUCCAUUUCUCAUUAGAAAAGGUGAGAAUCAACUUGAGGAGUGGCUCAGUCACAAGAACCACCCUUUCACAGAAGAAUUUGGAGUUGGGCUCAAUAAACCCUAGCUACGUGGGGAAGAGAAACAGGUAUGGUUAUAUGGGUAUAGGGAAAAUGAUACCAAAAAUGAGUGGGGUUGUGAAAAUUGACUUGGAGUUGGAGUGUGAAGUGUCAAGAAGGCUAUAUGGAGCUGGGUGCUUUGGAGGAGAACCCUUGUUUGUGGCGAAGGAUGGUGCAAGUGAGGAGGAUGACGGGUACAUAGUGUCAUACGUGCAUGAUGAGAAGAGUGGAGCCUCAAGGUUUGUGGUGAUGGAUGCCAAGUCACAAACCCUUGAUGUUGUCGCAGCAGUGAAGCUUCCUAGAAGAGUGCCUUAUGGCUUCCAUGGCCUUUUUGUGAAAGAUGGGGACAUCAGAGAGAUUCACUAA
Messenger RNA from Vitis vinifera (wine grape), 1749 nucleotides. RefSeq names its product probable carotenoid cleavage dioxygenase 4, chloroplastic. The transcript has a single exon. Lineage: Eukaryota; Viridiplantae; Streptophyta; Magnoliopsida; Vitales; Vitaceae. Gene Ontology annotation, cellular component: chloroplast stroma. Bases 1 to 1749 code for a protein of 582 amino acids. Gene Ontology annotation, molecular function: carotenoid dioxygenase activity. The record is from RefSeq and is a predicted model, not a curated record. Gene Ontology annotation, biological process: carotene catabolic process.